Carassius auratus (goldfish) is the source of this 1609-nucleotide messenger RNA. RefSeq names its product ubiquitin thioesterase otulin-like. The transcript has 5 exons. Bases 753 to 1514 code for a protein of 253 amino acids. Lineage: Eukaryota; Metazoa; Chordata; Actinopteri; Cypriniformes; Cyprinidae. Gene Ontology annotation, molecular function: cysteine-type deubiquitinase activity. Gene Ontology annotation, biological process: protein linear deubiquitination. Gene Ontology annotation, cellular component: cytoplasm. The record is from RefSeq and is a predicted model, not a curated record.
UUUUUUUAUAUAUACAACUAUAAAAAUGUAAUAAUUUUUUAGAAUAAUAGGACCCUAUGACUUUAUUUUUUCAGAAAGCCAAAUGCUAAAACACAACAAGCAUCACACUGAGUAUGUGCAGCAGAUGAAAUAGCACCAUUAAGUCACACAGACACUCAGUAAAUGCAGACUUCUUAUUUUAAACAGCUGUCUUUUUGGGUUUCACAGACACUAGUCCAUAACACAUUUUGAUUAAAUUUUCUUUGCUAGAUUAAGGAAGUGACACAACUCACUAUGCACCAUUUUGCAUAAGUCUUUGUUGUUUCAUAGUGAUGUGGACCUGUACAGAGGAGAAGAGGAAAUAGAAAAAGAGCAGCAGGACAAGCAGCAUCCAAAGUCAGUUUUUGAAGAAUAUUCAGUGUGUACUGAAAUGUUGCAGAGAUGUCUGUGAGGUGCUUUAUUCCCAUCAGCGGCUGUUGCAGAGAUGUCUGUGAGGUGCUUUAUUCCCAUCAGCGGCUGUUGGUGAGACCCAGAGCAGUGUAUCAGCUGCAGAGGAUCUUCAGACCUACAGCGAGAGAGAAUGGAAAGGCAACACCACAAAAAGUCUGCUUAUCCGAAAGGGAUAUGAAGCAAUAGCCAGUGAGUUCAAUCUGUGCAGAGUGAGAGGUGAUAACUACUGUGCUCUAAGGGCGACUCUCUUCCAGGUGCUCAGCCAAUCAAAACAGCUUCCUGCCUGGUUGCACGACUCUGACAUUAGUAAGUGGGCAAAAGAAAUGCACUCAGAUUUUAUUACGGAGUGGCAGUUUCCAUUUGAAACUAGCAUGAGCAAAUUGCAGCAUCUUGAACAAUGUCUGGAGCUACUGAAGAAUAAGUGGCAAGAGGCUGUCCAGUGUAAAAGUCUUGAGGAGAGGGAGCACACUUGCCAGCAUGUGUUCAGAGGUCAUGAUGAAGAGUACGAGCUUCUUGAAGCGUUGAAGUUCUUGAUGCUGAGGACUGCCAUUCAGUUGCACUCAGAUAUGGAGAAGGGCUCUGAUGUACCAGAGUUCUGCUGGCUCCUCUUUGCUCGUGACUCGUCUAAAUGCCCCAAGACAUUUUUCACCAACCACCUCAGACAUGUAGGGUUUAGUGGUGGGCUGGAACAGGUGGAGAUGUGCCUCCUGGGUUAUUCCCUUCAAGAGAUGAUCCAGGUUGUUCGGCUGUACAAGUGUGAUAAUGAAGAGUUUAUUACAUACUACCCGAACGACCACAAGAAUGCCAGUCCUCUAUGCUUGCUUACAGAAGAUGACGGACACUAUAAUGUACUCUUCCCCAAAAAGUCCUCAAAAUUUGAUGCAUAUGGUAGACCAAAGUGGAUUCAAUCUUCAGGUGGACAACCAAGCAUAACGACCUGUCUAGUAAAUGGCAAGGAGUUACAAUCCUUCAUGUUUUCCACAUGGCUGUUCUUGAGUUUAUGUUUUGGGAUAUUUUUCUUUCAUGUUUUAAUUCUUAUAAAUUUAAAUAUUUGCUUAUCUUUAUCUUUUGCAAAAGUUUUAUGAGACAUAGAAUGGGAGGUUUGUAAUGUUUUUUUAUUUAGUUGAUAAUUUGCAAAGCAAUUAUUAACUUUGUAUGUUACAAUAAAAUUCAACUGUAA